This is a messenger RNA of Puccinia graminis f. sp. tritici CRL 75-36-700-3, 1417 nucleotides long. RefSeq lists its product as uncharacterized. The coding region runs from base 277 to 909 and encodes 210 amino acids. The transcript is spliced from 4 exons. The record is from RefSeq and is a predicted model, not a curated record. NCBI's taxonomy places the organism in Eukaryota, Fungi, Basidiomycota, Pucciniomycetes, Pucciniales, Pucciniaceae.
GGGGCACAACAGAUACAAAAUCAAACAACUCUUUCAUGGAUAUAUUUCCUUUCGAUUGGGGCUCAUCUGAGCGAAGUCAUUGAGGUGGUUUAUGGAGUUAAGGCCGAUGGGGAUUGUGUUCCAUCUCCUGAUGACUAUCUACCAAGUGGUUGUUGCUGUUGUUGUUGACCACUUCCUUCCUCCUAUGUAUGUAGCAGGCUCCCCCCACUUCCACUCUUCAUCUCUCCUGACCACUACCAAUCCAAUCCUAGUAGUACAUACUCGAUCAGCUUCACCAUGGACAGCUUCGCCGAUGGAUCCAAGAGCAUUCUUCAGGACGACACUCAACCUUACCCUCACCCAAACAACCGACAGAGACAUCUCGAAGCACUCGACAGGCCUACAAAACGAAGGAGAAGCAUCAGUCCGUUGAGCGACAAAUUAUCAAGGUGCAAGAAGCCAACACUUAUCCAUCACCAUCUUCAAACGGCGCUGACGAAAACGAAGAAAGAAGAGCAUUCAUUAAGCCCGUCUUGCAAGUCCACCCCGACGAUCAGUGCGGCAGUCGAUAGCAUCAACGAGCGAGCGACUCGCUUGGGCUUGGAGAAUGCAUAUCCGGAAGAUGUAGAGAUGGAUUUUUGUCCGAUUUCAGAAGGAGAAGAGGCUGACGAUGAAGAGACGAGCUACGAACGAGAACGAGUACCCAUCCAUCAUCACUCAACACCCAACAUCACCACCACCACCUCCUCCACCUCCUCAAUACUCCCUCUACACAAGCCGCAUCCUCUGGCUUACCAACAACAUCUCGCGCUCAUCUCUUCCACCCGGUCCAAGAAACUCUCAAACUCUAAUCGGAUUCUCAACUCUCAAAAACUUUCCGUCGGUCAUCAAGACGAACACGAGAGCAGAAAAGAAAAUAAUCAUUUCUGAUCGAUCCUUCGAAGAACAACCCGGUGGUUUCUAGUUAACGUUUUAUUUAUUCCUUCACAAGUUGGGUAUUUGGUAACCUCUCUUGUUUUCAAAAUUCUCGGAAACUCACUCUCACAUAUAGAUAGUUAUUCUUCUCUCUCUCUGUUCUAGUUACGACUCGUUUCCAUGCUACAUUUGAUCGUUAUAUUAACCUUAUUACUCAUCCAACCAACACAAAAGAUGUCCACAUCUACUCCUAGCCCCCAAUGCUUCACUAUAUCGUUUAACUACCGUUGUCUUAUUCUUCUUGCGUUCGUCUCAUUUGAUUCAUCUUUUGUUUGUUUGUUUCAUCACCAGUCCAAUCAUAGAACCUUGCCUAUAACCCACUCAAAAAAAAACUGUUCAUUAUUUAGUACUUUGCUCCAUCCAAAUUAUGGAAUGGGCGUUAGGAAGUCGUAAUGUGUCUGAGCAAUUCGAACUGACACGCAAUUUCAGGUCUGAAACAAAUGUCUUCAAUUUUCGAGAGUCG